UUGGGUGUUAGUGGGAAGGUGUGUUGAUAGUCAUCGGUUGGCAAGCACCUGCUGUACUAUUGGCAGGGGAUUGGUCAGUGCAUGAUCACUGAGCUAUAAAUUGAACGGAAGAUAAUUUCUGCUUGUAGUGAAAAGGAAAGGUGAACAACCUCCAUGGAAGACUCUCAGGAUCUAAGUGAACAGUCAGUAAAGAAAACGUGUACAGAAUCAGAUGUGUCAGAGCCUCCGAACACCAGGUCUAUGGAAAUGCAAGAUCUAGCAAGUCCUCAUAAUCUUGUUGGAAGCAGUGAUGCACCGGGUAGUUCUAAACUGGAUAAACCUAAUCUCAGUAGUACAUCAGUUACAACAAAUGGAACAGGAGUCAAAACAGAGCCCAUGAACAGCAGUGAAACAACAACAACAACUGGAGAUGGAUCGCUUGACACUUUUACUGGGUCAGUAAUAACAAGUAGUGGCUAUAGCCCAAGAUCAGCGCACCAGUACUCUCCGCAGAUAUAUCCUUCCAAGCCCUAUCCACACAUUCUUUCUACACCAGCAGCUCAAACAAUGUCUGCCUAUGCCGGACAAACCCAGUAUUCAGGAAUGCAGCAACCAGCAGUCUAUACAGCCUACUCACAGACAGGACAGCCAUACAGCCUACCUACUUACGAUUUGGGUGUAAUGUUGCCAGGCAUCAAGACGGAAAGUGGGCUCUCGCAGACACAGUCACCACUGCAGAGUGGGUGCCUCAGUUACAGCCCAGGGUUUUCCACCCCACAGCCAGGCCAAACACCGUAUUCUUAUCAGAUGCCAGGUUCUAGUUUUACACCAUCAUCCACUAUUUAUGCAAACAAUUCUGUUUCAAAUUCUACGAACUUCAGUAGUUCACAACAGGAUUAUCCAUCAUACACAGCUUUUGGCCAAAACCAGUAUGCACAGUAUUACUCAGCAUCAACAUAUGGUGCAUAUAUGACCUCAAACAACACGGCCGAUGGCACUUCAUCAUCAUCAUCAACCUACCAGUUACAGGAAUCUCUCCCUGGCCUGACUAGUCAACCAGGUACAGAUCUGCAUUCAGGGGAGUUUGACACAGUGCAGAGCCCCUCCACGCCAAUCAAAGAUCUUGAUGAGAGAACAUGUAGGAGUUCUGGGUCAAAGUCUCGGGGUAGAGGGCGGAAGAAUAAUCCAUCACCCCCUCCGGACAGUGACUUGGAGCGUGUAUUUGUAUGGGAUUUGGAUGAAACAAUCAUAGUUUUUCAUUCGCUGCUUACAGGAUCCUAUGCACAAAAGUAUGGCAAGGAUCCACCAAUGGCGGUGACCCUUGGACUGCGAAUGGAAGAAAUGAUUUUUAAUCUUGCUGAUACGCAUUUAUUUUUUAAUGAUUUAGAGGAAUGUGAUCAAGUUCACAUAGAUGAUGUUUCUUCUGAUGAUAAUGGACAAGACCUAAGUACCUACAGUUUUGCAACUGAUGGCUUCCAUGCAGCUGCAAGUAGUGCAAACCUUUGUCUGCCAACAGGUGUAAGAGGAGGGGUUGACUGGAUGAGGAAGCUGGCUUUCCGUUACAGAAGAGUAAAAGAGUUGUAUAAUACUUACAAGAACAACAUAGGAGGACUCCUAGGUCCUGCAAAAAGAGAUGCAUGGUUGCAAUUAAGAGCAGAGAUUGAAGCUCUGACAGACUCCUGGCUAACAAAUGCACUUAAAUCCUUAUCAAUUAUCAGCACAAGGAGUAACUGUGUAAAUGUGUUGGUAACAACAACCCAGCUUAUCCCAGCACUUGCAAAAGUCUUGCUAUACAGUUUAGGAGGAGCUUUUCCCAUUGAAAAUAUUUACAGUGCAACUAAAAUAGGCAAAGAGAGCUGUUUUGAGCGUAUAGUGUCCAGAUUUGGCACUAACAUAACUUAUGUUGUGAUUGGAGAUGGCCGAGAUGAGGAGCAUGCAGCUAAUCAGCACAACAUGCCUUUCUGGAGGAUAUCCAGUCAUUCGGACCUCUUGGCUCUCCAUCAAGCACUGGAACUAGAGUAUUUGUAACUGUGUUCUAAAGUUGGCGAUCCUUUUUUAUAUAUAUAUAUUUCAAGUACACUGAAUUUUUAUGUGUGAUUCAAUGCCUCUGGCUUUACACAUAUGAAUUGUCUUAAGAAGGGAAGAAAUAUUUGGAAUUAAAAAUUCCAAAUUGAAGAAUUCAGAUUGCUGAAUGGAGUUAAAACAUUAGCGCUACGUAAGGAAGCUCUAUGGUCUUAUAUAUGCAACGUUUUUAAAUGGAUUAAAACUGUGGAGGUUGCUGGUACACACCGAUGAGCCCUGACAGGAGUGAACAAAGGACUCGAACUGGCAAAGCACCAACAUGCGUUUUCCAACCCACAAGGUGUUGUUCAACAACAUUCCUCAAAAUGGGAUAUAUUCUCAGCACUGAGGUUUGAACCAGACUUUAGCCUACCUAACCCAGAAAAUCUGAAUUGGAAUGCACUCAGACUGUAUAAUGACAAUCCUGUCUAGACCUGUAAUUUGUGUAAAUUAUUGAUGAAAAUAACUUACUGUGACUUUAUUAGCAGCUGAUUUUGGAAGUGGAUGCAAUUUUUCUUUCUUUUUGGGGGUCGGGGAGGGAGAGGGUUAUAUAAUAUUGUCUCUUUUAUAAGUUUGGCAAACAGAAUGUGCAUAAUGAUGUGUUGUGCCUUAAGGAGAAGACUGUGUUUGUGUGUUAUAAUGUAACUUUGGUUAAAAACUAUGUAGAUAAACAAACAAAAAAAAAGCCUUUGUGAUAAUUUUUGACAUGACCAAAUUUGAAAUUCAGAGAAAUCAAAGAGAGUGACUGCACCAAAGCAUUUAAGUUUUUGUUGCAGUAAGAAAAAAGAAUAAUAAAGGAAAGUUUGUGUUUUUAUUUGGAUUCUCAAUAAUUCCACUGACUGAGGAAAGUUGAGAGUACGCUGGGAGGUUGAUAGUGGGGACCGCUACCAUGAAAGCUAAAAAAGAAGAGUUUAACACUUUCAACAUCAUUUCUUGAUUCUCUGAUGAGAUAACUAGGAGCCAUUUUCAUGAAUUACUUAGUCCACUGAAAGCCAUGCAAUGAGUGUAUUUGCUGUAUUUGAAGGAACAAACUCGCAGCCAACUGAUGAAGUAUCUGGACUGCACUAAUGGCAUUACUGGAAGGUGAAAAUAUUAAAUUAAGCACAGAUGGAGGAUAAAACACAGGUUCUUUAGAAAGAAAAGAAUUCUAAAGAAUGUCUUACUGGUCAAAUGCACAAAUUAUGCUAUAUUCAGCAUAUUUAGGCAGCUGGAAUUGCUGGCAAGAUGGCAUUGGCCCACUCAGGAGUACAGUCCAUUUUGGUCAAUAUUUUGGCAUAUUUUAGUAGCUUUUCCAUUUAGUUCCACAUACAGAUGUCUUCUGUUUUGGGUCAACAUGUCUUUCUUCACCUAAUUUUGAUUACGAAAGAUUAAUAUACAGGAGCAACCCUUAAGGGUCUUUGCAUUCAGCUAUUUCAACAGCAUGCCAGGCAUCUGAAGAGAGGAUAAGGAGGAGAUUUUGAUGAAGAAAUACUGAGAAAUAUGUUAACUUUAGUCAUAUGUAUUAAUAAUUUUGGUCCACAUGGUGAUAAUUACCUUGCAAGUACUGAACAAGCUGUCUUUCAGCUCUGGAAAAUGAGCAAGGUCCGUUUUCAACAGAAGAGUCCCAGCACUCCACAUGAACACUCUACAGCAACUGCAGUGGUUCAUCUUUCAUUGCAGAAGAUGGAAACUGCUUUUUUGAUUUUUAUUGCUCUAUGUGGAGAUGCCUGAGGUUGCCUGUGCUCUGACUCUGUGAAGAAGUGUGAACAAGAGAUGUUAAAUGUAAACUCCAAUGAUGCUUACAGAAGUACAGCUAUCAGCACUGAGCUGAAUUUCUUCCACCCCUGUUUUGAAGCCAGUGUAUGCCUAGUUACCAGGUAGUAAGCAGAUUUUAUCUUUGUUGAUGUAUUACAUGAAAGUUAUUUGGUAAGUGAAAGCUUGGAGCUACUAAAAAAUCAAGACAAAACUCUUUUGUAACUUCAUGAAAAUGGAAUUUGUUUGCUGCUUUGGAAUUGGAUAUACAAGUCAUCAUAAAAGAAAAAUAAUUUUUUGUUAUCAUUGGAAAGUGUGAAGCCAUGAGAAUAACCACACAUGAAAUCACUAUACACCAGUUACGUGGGUGAUAGAUAUGUGUAUUCAACAAAUAAAAAUGAUACAUACCUUAUUUAUAUUUACAGAACUUGCCUAGUCACAUUUGCUUAGAAGUACAUUUUCAUAAGACCUGUGGUGCCAGUUUUUCAUAGUCUUCAAGUGGGAAAAAAAUGUUUCUACUGGAACAGGAAAAAAGGUUGAACAAAGCCCUUCUCAAGUUCCAGCACCAUAACAUUGCAUGAGAA
Molecule: messenger RNA, 4355 nt
Organism: Centrocercus urophasianus (Greater sage-grouse)
Lineage: Eukaryota; Metazoa; Chordata; Aves; Galliformes; Phasianidae
Gene: EYA4
Product: EYA transcriptional coactivator and phosphatase 4
Exons: 19
Coding region: 154-2007 (617 amino acids)
Biological process (GO): positive regulation of DNA repair; negative regulation of extrinsic apoptotic signaling pathway in absence of ligand; cell differentiation
Cellular component (GO): nucleus
Molecular function (GO): protein tyrosine phosphatase activity
Source: RefSeq, a predicted model, not a curated record